Molecule: messenger RNA, 2093 nt
Organism: Belonocnema kinseyi
Lineage: Eukaryota; Metazoa; Arthropoda; Insecta; Hymenoptera; Cynipidae
Product: protein artichoke-like
Exons: 1
Coding region: 87-1550 (487 amino acids)
Molecular function (GO): protein binding
Source: RefSeq, a predicted model, not a curated record
AUUAUUAAAGUCUUAUUUUCUGAAGUGAGUAUUUUCGGCAUAUAAAAUUGUAACUACUGCAUUGUCAAACAAUUUAAAAUUAAGUCAUGUCAAUGGAAGUGGAGAAAAUUAUACUUUAUGUAAUAAUAAUAUCCUGUGGAGUGUGUCUUGGAGAUCUUCUCGAGGAACAGCAGACACAAUUCGAGGCAGAAGAUGAUCGUUCUGUGAAAGGUAACAGUUCCUCAAUGGAUGGAAAUAAGGAAUGCCUUGUAAACCUACAGUUGAAUUUUUCAAAUAUGGGCCUGCGGAAAAUUUUUGACGGAUUCAUAUCUAGUACUGGUUUGACGCAUCUCGAUCUAGCAGACAACGAAAUAGCAGAAGGAUCCUUUGAGACAUUCGAAAAACUUCCAAAUUUGAAAUACCUAAAUUUGGCAGGAAACAAGCUAAAUCUAGCUACUUUCUUGGAAUCUGGUGUUCACGAAAAUCUUGAUACUCUUAUUUUGGAUCGAAUGCAAUCUCUUCAAACGCCAAAUUAUCAUUAUUAUAACUACAAAGCUGAUCCUACACACUUUAACACGUUCAAAAUUGGGACCAAACUCCCGAGACUCAGUCAUCUACAUCUACAAGAUCUGCAGUUAGGAAGUAUUUCUUCACCGAAUUGGGCACAAAUUUUGCCAAGUCUGACUCACUUGUAUUUUUCAGGUAACAAUUUAAAACAUUCAGUGAAUCAAUUCCUGUUAGAAAUUCCAUCGUCUGUAAGGCAUUUGUAUAUUGAAAGAAGUGAAAUAGAGUCGAUAGAUUUGAAAUAUCAUGAACAACUUAUAUUCGGAAGCAAAGUAGAUUCUUUAAUUACUCUUUCUCUGGAUGAAAAUAAAAUUAACUGUUUGGGAUCGAUAACGCGAUCGUCGAUGUACUAUCACACAUAUCACCACUUGCAAGAAAAUUGUCAUAUGACAGACAUAAGUCAAUUUAAAGAUUUAGAAUUUCUGUCGAUUUCGAAUAACGAAAUAUUCCGCCUCUUUGACAAUGCGUUUGAGAAAAUUACCAAAUUAGUCUCUUUAAAUCUAUCAAAAAAUAAAAUUACAGAUAUAAGUGACACAAUAUAUAAAAAUAUGUAUAAUUUAGAAUUGUUAGAUCUAAGUGACAAUCAACUUGAAAAAGUAUCAGGUGUAUGCGAAUUAAAUAAUUUGAGAAACUUGAAUCUUGACCGCAAUCUUAUAAAUGUUGUUAAUUCAGAAUAUAUUUGUUCCUCUGAUAGUUUGAAAAGUUUAUCUUUGAGUGGAAAUGGUAUAGAAACUAUUCCAGCUGAUACUUUCAACAAAUUGACAAAUUUACUUGAAUUAAAUUUAUCUGACAAUAAACUUGCUGUAUUUGAUUGUCAAUCAACUACUCUUAAAAAUUUAUUGUUAAGCGGAAAUAAAUUUCAAACCAUGGAAAAUAUAUUGUUGGCAAAUCAAACAUUCUUGCACUUAUUAGAUAUUAGAAAUAACUCAGUAAAUGAGUUGAAACCAUUUUUAAUGCAAUUCUUCAUUGAAGAAAGAAUUGUUAAUGUACAACGGUUAAAAUUUUAAGUGCUUAAGUGACCGGCAAUCAAAUAUAUAUUUUUAAUCACAAAAUUGGUUAUAAAUACAGAAGACAAUACCAUUUGGGAAAAAAUUCGAAAAUUAUUUGCAUGAAAGUUUAAGAAAAUUUUCCGAAAGGAUAAGAAAUAAUACCUAUUGUCAUAUGGUUUUGUUACAUAAUUCUUUAACAUUUCCGAAUAAUUCUUGACUUUUUCUGAAAUAGUAAUAUCAAUUUCUGACAUCUUUUUCGAAAAAUUACGUAAGUUCCUUACCAAAUUUGGGAGUAUUCCAUGCUGAAGAGUAGGGAAAAUUCUCGAUUUUUUUUUGACAGUCCAAUCAACGUCUGCGGUGUUUUAAACAAAUGUGUCAAUUAAUCAAAAUAUUGUUUGUAAUGUCUAUAUUAAGCUUACUUUUAUAGUUAUAUAGAUACACAAAUAGGUUUGUUGUAUAAACAAGCGUGUACUUGUUUUAUAAUUUUAGCGCUUGUCAAAGACGAGGUAAAAUCAUAUAUGUAUAACUUGCGGUUUUAUGCAUGUUAAUCUUCCUUAAAAU